UUGCUUGCAUGUGGAACCUUUGAAAUGAUAACACAAACUCCGUCGGUACCUGAGACGUAACACUAUUAUUUGAAAGAUGGCGGACGUUCCCAAUAAUGCGCCGCAGCACUGCCCUGGAACCACCAGUGAUCAGGCGGGCCAGACGUCUGCAUGCCAGGGAUGCCCCAAUCAAAACAUUUGCGCUUCUGGUGCUACCAAAGCUCCUGACCCUGCCAUAGAAGAGAUCAAGGUGAAGCUGGCCACCGUGAAGCACAAGAUCCUGGUUCUGUCAGGAAAGGGUGGCGUUGGGAAGAGCACAUUCAGUGCCCACCUGGCCCAUGCCCUUGCCAGCGACGAGACCAAAGAGGUUGCUCUGCUGGAUGUGGACAUCUGUGGUCCCUCCAUACCUAAGAUGAUGGGCUUGGAGGGAGAGCAGGUUCACCAGAGUGGUUCGGGAUGGUCCCCUGUGUACGUGGAGGACAACCUGGCAGUGAUGUCCAUCGGCUUCCUGCUCAGUAGCCCUGAUGAUGCAGUCAUCUGGAGGGGCCCCAAGAAGAACGGGAUGAUCAAACAGUUUCUGCGGGAUGUGGACUGGGGGGAGCUGGACUUCUUGAUCGUGGACACACCCCCCGGCACCUCCGACGAGCACCUGUCCAUAGUUCAGUACCUCGGGGAGGCUCGCAUAGACGGUGCAGUCAUCAUAACCACGCCACAGGAAGUGUCGCUUCAGGACGUGAGGAAGGAGAUUGGCUUCUGUCAGAAGGUCAAGCUGCCCAUCAUCGGUGUCGUGGAGAACAUGAGUGGCUUUGUGUGCCCCAAGUGCAAGAACACUUCCCAGAUCUUCCCCCCAACUACAGGCGGAGCUGAGAGGAUGUGCGAAGAGUUGAAUCUUCCUCUUUUGGGAAAAGUGCCACUGGACCCUCGAAUAGGGAGAAGCUGUGACGAGGGGAAAUCGUUCCUUAGCGAAGUGCCCGACUCCCCUGCAGCCAUCGCUUAUGGGAACAUAGUCCAGAGGAUCAAGGACUACUGUGCUUCACAUGUCAGUAUAUCAGGAGAUAAUUCAGAUUAGCCUUCUAAUAACAUAUUUAUAUAAUAUAAGUCGGCCUGAAGUUGCUUAAGGUACUCCCUGAGGAACUCUCUACAUGCAUUGUAAGAUGAGAAGAGGAAGGACGGGAACGAGGAGCAUCUUAAUGGCUUCCCUACCCGCUGUCCAGAUUAAGUCAGCGAGAUCUUUGCUCUUUGCGAACGCACAAACUUCAUAUGUAGCUGCUGCUUGGAUCAAAGUAGGCAGGCAGGCUCAUCCCUGAUUCUGGCUCUGUGAUGUCUGACUUGAUUUCAGCGAAGCUCUCGGAAAUCGCUCUGUCGCUCCUGGCAUGUAGCUGUAGCGUGCCGUUUUCAAGAUUAAGAUUUCAGCACGACCAUUGUAAUCAAACUGAUCUACGUACUCUAGUCCUAAAGAAGUCAAAGUUACAUUACACAAAUUGUAUAAGGAAUUCAUUUUUAAAUAAUUUUUGUAUAUGUUUACCUCCUAAAUGAUUUGUCUUUGAUUUACAAAAAAUAAAUUAUGUAAAUGAUA
Molecule: messenger RNA, 1555 nt
Organism: Clupea harengus (Atlantic herring)
Lineage: Eukaryota; Metazoa; Chordata; Actinopteri; Clupeiformes; Clupeidae
Gene: nubp1
Product: nucleotide binding protein 1 (MinD homolog, E. coli)
Biological process (GO): iron-sulfur cluster assembly
Cellular component (GO): cytosol
Molecular function (GO): 4 iron, 4 sulfur cluster binding; ATP-dependent FeS chaperone activity; ATP binding
Source: RefSeq, a predicted model, not a curated record